UAUAGCUCAAUUUGUCGUUUCCGGUGACUCUGGAGAAUGGAUUUGUUUUGUGACCUACCAGAACCAACUGUGACUGCAAGCAAUGACUUCCAAACUGGAGCAGAUGGAAAGAACAACAAGGAGGGAAAGGUCAACCAGGAGGGAGAAAGAGGAGAAAAAAGAAAAGAAAUGACAGAUAUAUUUUUAGACAAGACCAUCAGCAGGACAAAAGCUUCUGCUCCAUUUGUCGUUUCCGGUGACUCCACAGCGAAUCGAGAGAAACUGGAUUUGUUUGGUGACCUACCAGAACCAACUGUGACUGCAAGCAAUAACUUGCAAACUGGAGCAGAGGGAAAGGUCAACCAGGAGGGAGAAAGAGGAGAAAAGAGAAAAGACAUGACAGAUACAUUUUUAGACAAGGCCAUCAGCAGGACAAAAGCUGCUGUCCUGUUUAGACUGAAGGGCUAUGUGGCUGAGAGACGUGGAGAGAGAGGAGAAAUGCAGGAUGCACACAUUCUGAUUGAUGAUUUUACACCAGAAUUAAACAAUCUGGAUCCGUCUAUUGUACGUGUGGCUCUGUAUGCUGUCUUUGAUGGCCACGGUGGCGCUAGGGCUUCCAGGUUUGCAUCCGAGCAUUUGCAUAAAAUUCUGCGAGAUAAUUUCCCUAAGGGGGACAUAACCCAGGUUGACAAAGAGAUAAAAAAAGUCUUUGUGGAGACAUGCAAAAGAACUGAUGAUGAAUUCCUCAAGCUGGCAACUAGGAGUAAACCAUCUUGGAAGGAUGGCACAACGGCAUCCAUUGUUCUGAUAGUGAAUGACACCGUCUACACGGCUAACCUUGGCGAUAGUCAGGUGUUCCUGUGUCGAAGGAAAGAAGACAAACAUGUGCCUAUCCACUUGACCACUGUACACAACCCAUCAUCGUAUGAGGAGCGAAUCAGGAUACAGAAAGCUGGAGGUUCUGUCAAGGAGGGCCGUGUAAUGGGAGUCCUCGAUGUAUCGCGAUCCAUUGGUGAUGGCCAGUACAAGAAACAUGGCGUCACCUGUUUACCAGAUAUGAAGAAAUGUCAGUUAACCACCAAUGACAGGUACCUUGUGAUCGCCUGUGAUGGUUUAUGGAAAGCUUUCUCACCCGAAGAAUGUAUCAAAUUUACAAACUCCAUUUUAGAGGAUGAGCGUUUACAGGGCACAGAUGCACAGUCGGCCAUUGAUAUUAAACUGGACAGUGCGGUCAAGAAAUUGGCCAACACGGCAGUGUUAAGACUGAGUUCGGACAAUGUGACUGUUAUGGUAGUGGACAUUAGGGACUCAAACAGCUGAUAUGAUAAUUUCUGCAGUGACCAUGACCAAAGGUCAUUGCAGUGACCAUGACCAAAGGUCAAGUUCAACUUUAAAUAUACAAUAUUUCAUGGAUGAGCAUCUUGGAAGGGAAGGUUAUAAACGUUAUAAAUGUUUAAGUCGUUAUUUAGAAUUAAAAAAGCAGGUUAUUGUUUGGAAUAAAAAAAAGUGAAGGUCAAAAUCUAAAUAUUACAUAUAAAGACCAUUUUAUGGAAUAGCAUUUUGAAAGGAAAUUACACAUUCCUGAUUCAUGUUUAGAUCAUUGUUCAUAGUAUUCAAGUGAAUAUUGUAUAUCGGGAUUGGGAGAACUCUCACCCGAUGAAUUUUUUUUCCCUUUGACAGGUACAUUCGUGUUUGUCUAGUGUAAAUUUCACCCUUCACAUGUAAUAACAGUAUACCAGGUACAUGUAAGGUAUGUACUGUACUACUAUUUACUGCCAUGACAUGGUAAAUUUGCCCUCAAAUCUAGAGGGCAAAAAAGGCGAAAGUGAAACAGUUGUUAAACUUGCUGGUAUGUAGUGUUUAAGAGGCAACCAUCUGAAAAAUCAUGAAUAAUCUGUCAUCCCGUAGUACAGUACAGUAGUUCAAAGGUCAAAGCCUAAAAUUAGAACCUGUGAAACAGAUGAAAAACGAAGGUAAAGACCGUUGUUAAAGGCUUUCUCUAUAGGUAUGUAAUACAUCUAUUGUACAAUUGUGUGUUUAACUUAUUGGGCCUUGUAUUCAUAAACCCGUUCUCAUUGUCAAACUUCAGUAAUGUGCUCAAAUCAACUUCCUGGUUCAAAGUGUAAUUGAUUAACAAUGAAUAGCAGACAGCUACAAGUCUUUGCUAAUUACAAAAAAAAAGAAAAAUUAACUAAAUUUAUCUCGAACUAAAAUUUGGAAUUGGCAAAAAUCAUGUUUGAACAUGAGAAUAGUUUUAUCAGUUAACAGUCUUAGUGGCAAAAUCGCACAAAACAGAUAUCCUCUAAUUUAUGUUUAUAUUGAAAAUAAAUUGAUAGCUAUAAAAUUU
Molecule: messenger RNA, 2326 nt
Organism: Mizuhopecten yessoensis (Yesso scallop)
Lineage: Eukaryota; Metazoa; Mollusca; Bivalvia; Pectinida; Pectinidae
Product: integrin-linked kinase-associated serine/threonine phosphatase 2C-like
Exons: 12
Coding region: 37-1299 (420 amino acids)
Biological process (GO): protein dephosphorylation
Molecular function (GO): protein serine/threonine phosphatase activity; cation binding
Source: RefSeq, a predicted model, not a curated record